AUGAGAUCCAGAGAUCUACUCCUAUGGUAUGAAAAGGAGCUUGAAAGAGUGAAACUCCCGGAAGCUUUGGAAUGGGACAUGUGGGGUGCUCUUUUCUAUGUGGGAACAAUUUUUACCACUAUAGGUUAUGGUAACAUUGUCCCAAGAACAGUUAUGGGACGAGCUCUGUCGGUGGUUUACGCUAUAAUAGGUGGGUACCAUUUAUGA
Messenger RNA from Strongylus vulgaris, 207 nucleotides. Lineage: Eukaryota; Metazoa; Nematoda; Chromadorea; Rhabditida; Strongylidae. The record is from the annotation of a GenBank genome assembly.